Ostreococcus tauri is the source of this 462-nucleotide messenger RNA. Its product is annotated as Blue (type 1) copper protein. The transcript is spliced from 3 exons. NCBI's taxonomy places the organism in Eukaryota, Viridiplantae, Chlorophyta, Mamiellophyceae, Mamiellales, Bathycoccaceae. The record is from RefSeq and is a predicted model, not a curated record. Gene Ontology annotation, cellular component: chloroplast thylakoid lumen. Gene Ontology annotation, molecular function: copper ion binding. Bases 1 to 462 code for a protein of 153 amino acids.
AUGUCUGCCUUCACCACCUCCUUCACCGGCGUCAAGGUUGUCUCCAAGACGGUCGUCUCCAAGAAGUCCGUCCAAACCAAGGCGGUCGCGUCCUUCGACAACGUCAAGAAGGCCGCCGUCGUCGCGGCGACCACGUUCGCGCUCGCCUCCCCGGCGUUCGCGACCGAUCACGUCGUCAAGCUCGGCGGUGACAACGGCGAACUCGGCUUCUUCCCGUCUUCCCUCACCAUCUCCGCUGGUGACACCGUUGAAUUCGUGAACAACAAGGCGUUCCCGCACAACGUCGUCUUCGACGAAGACGACGUCCCGUCCGGCGUCAACGCCGACAAGCUCUCCCACGAGGACUACUUGAACGCCCCGGGUGAGAAGCGCAAGACCACCUUCAACGAGAAGGGCACCUACGGCUACUACUGCGAACCGCACCAAGGUGCGGGCAUGGCCGGUAAGAUCACCGUCAACUAA